Messenger RNA from Cephus cinctus (wheat stem sawfly), 2435 nucleotides. RefSeq lists its product as uncharacterized. The transcript has 3 exons. The record is from RefSeq and is a predicted model, not a curated record. Lineage: Eukaryota; Metazoa; Arthropoda; Insecta; Hymenoptera; Cephidae. Bases 1973 to 2275 code for a protein of 100 amino acids.
AUGUAAGAAAAAAUAAUUAUAGAUAUCAAAAUCUUUAUUAUCGUUCUUCUUUAUCUUUUUCAGGCUCUUUCACCUCGACCAGAUUCCUAUAGAGCAGAGCACAGAGCAAUACAAUUACGUUUGAGCUUUAAAAAAAUGGACUCCAGAGGUACCCUCAUGGAAAAUUGAAAAUACCGCAGGUAAUCCUCUGAGAGAUUUCCACGAGAAAUUAUAGUAACCUUUAGUCUUGUUUCAGGAUAACUGAUACGAUAAGGAAAGCUCAAUGAAAAGUUAAAAGAGAUAACUGAAUUGACUCUUAAGACAUAAACUCGAUAAUGCCACGUCAAUGGAUUAUAUCAUCUCUAACGAAUAUUGGAGUAUUUAUGGCGUCCCGUGACGUGGCUGAAAUGUCGGAAUAGCGAUCGCCACGGGAUCGGCAUCCAUUUUCAGUACGCUCGGAAAAUGGCGCCGUAAAAGCCGCAAAGCCACCGGGAAUAAGACACUUUACGGUGGCGCGGAACGCUGAUGGCACAACUCGUGCUCCGACUCGAUUGCAAUUUGCAAUAUUGCGAAUAAGGGCCCGAGCACAGUGCACAGCCACAUAUCCGUCCGAGAAUAUUUGCCUACCACGCUUACGAAAUAGCUAGCACAAGAUUAGCCUUCUGCAAAUUUCAUAAAUUUAUUAUUUGCAUAGGAGAAAACUGUGUGAAACGGUAUAACGAAUAGCGUGGCAAAAUGUGUGCAGUGGAAGACAUCUUUUCCUUGACUGUUGCAAUAAUAUAUAAAAAAUAUUAAACGUCAGUAAACAUAUAAUGAAAUGCCAAGAUAAUUUAAAAACAGGAAAAAAAUCAAUUAUUUGAUAAUUAUAACUCACAAGAAUCCUAGAAAUGAGGACUUCAUCUGAAUUAAUAUAACAAAUUAAUGCUAAGCGAAUAAUAAAAUCAGGAAAAUUAACAUUCAUGCAAUGAAAUUGAAGCAAAUGUUAUUUCAAGAGAAAAAACAGAACAACCAAUUAAACUUGGCAACAUUGACGUAAGUUAUUUUACGACUUUUGCAUUCUCAGACGAUAAUGACAGUUUUGCAUUUCGAACGACAUCAAAAUAUGCAAUUUACCCGUUUUCAUGAUUUGCUAUCAGUCCCUUUAUCUCCACGAGUUGUAACGAUUACCGCAGUUUAAGAAAAUCAUUGAAUCGCACCAAGUAAAGAAUCCAAUGAUCCAUCGACUUGGUUACUUUGUCAAAAAAAAGCUUCCACAAUCUACCACAUAGAAUGCGACAACCGAGCUGAGAACUGAACGAAAGAAAAAGAGCAAAACGAAAUAAAAAAGAAAAACAAAUAAGUAAUAAACUCUCGUUUCAGAGUGAAGAAAAACCGGUCUUCGCUCGAACAUUUAUCGCCGACCAGACAAUCUUCUCAUUCAACGUGAACUUAUCUCACGUGCAAAUAUCGAUGCGUACGUGGAACCUCUCCUCGACGGCAGUGCCACAGAAAUCUUGAUUUCCACGUGAAUUACAAUUUUUCACAUCAAAUAGUUCAGACUUCACGAGGUAAUAUUUGUAGAAAUAGAAAAAAAAGAUGUCACUUUACAUAAAUGUAUAUGCAUAUAUGUAAACACGUAUGUGCCAUAGGUGCAAACUGUGUAACGACAAACGCUUGAACGCGAAUACCGCAAAUCUUGCCAAUACUGUGAAUACCGUGUAUUGGAUGCGGCGGCAGACAAGCUAAACGCGAAUAUCAACGGGAGCGAUUUUGCAAAUUGACCAGUGAGAUUUACCGUUCGGUCAGGAUCCAUGAGUGUCGCGAAUAAAUCUGCCAUUAACGAGAAGGAAGGGGAGGAGCGCCGAACGAGUGCGCAACCAAGGACGGAUAUCGAAAAGGGACGAACGCAACCGCGAAUCGUGUUUAAUCGCGAGCAACGCAAUCGUAAACAAUCAUUUCCCGAACGACAAACAAAAGGCCGCACCAGCACGAAUGCGACAUACUAUUGACCAAAAUGUCGCAACACGACUGUCGCUCAAGCGUAUUGUCAUCGAUAAGCAUAAAACUUCUCCAACAGAAUUUCUUCGCGUGCAUAUACACCCUCGAAGUACAUGCAUCAGAAAACUGGGCACCUACUUUGGCUGUCAUUGGUCGCGAUACCAGUUUGCGUGUAAUGAACUUUGACCUCGACUCUGAUGUUCUUUGUAAGUUUAUCAUUGGGAGAUCGGCUGUCGCACUUUGGAAAUUCCUUUUAUCCCAAGCUCACUUAAACCCCGUGAUGCUAUUCUACAGAGGUUUCCAUGAAAGUGGAGAGUAGAUCUCUCUACGUUGAAACGACUGGCGCAGCAGCGUCUCGAUCUCCUUGGCGUGAGUUUACUUCUAUGAGCACGUUACGGUAUGGCUCACUGAUAAUAUUUCUCAGCUCAAGGCUCAUAUGGAUAAUUCAUACGGAGGCCAACGACUAUUUCUCUUGCGAG